This is a messenger RNA of Sinocyclocheilus rhinocerous, 1287 nucleotides long. Its product is annotated as UV excision repair protein RAD23 homolog B-like. The transcript has 9 exons. The record is from RefSeq and is a predicted model, not a curated record. Gene Ontology annotation, cellular component: nucleoplasm; cytosol. NCBI's taxonomy places the organism in Eukaryota, Metazoa, Chordata, Actinopteri, Cypriniformes, Cyprinidae. Gene Ontology annotation, biological process: nucleotide-excision repair; proteasome-mediated ubiquitin-dependent protein catabolic process. Gene Ontology annotation, molecular function: polyubiquitin modification-dependent protein binding; proteasome binding; ubiquitin binding. The coding region runs from base 187 to 1272 and encodes 361 amino acids.
CUCUUGCAGUGACGCAAACGCGUCGGUGCGCGGCGCAUGCGCAGUGCGGCGUAAGGGCGACGUGCCGUCGAGUGUUUACGCGCGUAAUGGCGGCGGACAGGCUGUGAUGAGCCACGGCGAAAAAAACACAGCCAGCGAUCCAGCCCUCGGUCAGUUUCCACAGCGGCGACACAGAAGAACGCGAAAAUGCAGAUCACGCUGAAAACCCUCCAGCAGCAGACGUUUAAAAUCGACAUCGACGCGGAGGAGACGGUAAAGGCCUUAAAGGAAAAAAUAGAGAAUGAAAAGGGAAAAGAUAACUUUCCGGUGGCGGGACAGAAGUUGAUAUAUGCAGGCAAAAUCCUGAACGAUGACGCGGCUCUCAAGGAGUACAAGAUAGAUGAGAAGAACUUUGUGGUGAUUAUGGUAGCAAAGCCUAAAGCGGCUCCUGCAUCGGUCCCUUCAUCUGCUGCCACAGCGGCCAGCGCAGCCUCCUCCAGCACUACAACAACCCCGACCCCUUCUUCAGAAACCCCGUCUGAGAGCGCGACUGAAGAGGACAAACCCGCCAGCAGCGCUGAGCCCUCCUCUACACCAACCAGUUCUUCGCCAAAUGCAAACAUAUUUGAAGAGGCGACGUCUGCGCUGGUGACGGGUCAGUCCUACGAGAACAUGGUGACGGAGAUCAUGCUGAUGGGAUACGAGAGAGACAGAGUGGUGGCGGCACUGAGAGCUAGUUUCAACAAUCCUGACCGCGCCGUCGAGUACCUGCUCACGGAUAUUCCUGCGGAGAGCGAGGGCAGUGUGGGAGGUGCUGGUGCAUUACUUUUAAAAGUAAGUUUCCCCAACACUGGUCCCGUGUGUGCAGCGAAUCCUCUGGAGUUCCUGAGGAACCAGCCGCAGUUCCUGCAGAUGAGACAGAUCAUCCAGCAGAACCCGUCUCUCCUACCAGCUCUACUACAGCAGAUCGGCAGAGAGAACCCCCAGCUCCUGCAGCAAAUCAGCAGCCAUCAGGAGCAGUUCAUCCAGAUGCUUAAUGAGCCGGUGCAGGAGGCGGGGCAAGGAGGCAGUGGGGGCGUGGCCGAGGCAGGAGGCGGGCACAUGAACUACAUCCAGGUCACACCUCAGGAGAAAGAAGCUAUUGAGAGGGUAAAACGCUUAACACAUUUUCAGUUUAAGAAGUUAUUGCAGAUGCCGCUAUAUUAUUUGCCAACUCGCGGUAUGAAAUAUAAGACUUUAAGAUGUGCACAAAUAAAAUUAAAUACUGUAUGUCAUAUAGUGGCACAUGUAUAACUGCAAAACAGUAGG